This is a messenger RNA of Trichomonas vaginalis G3, 1242 nucleotides long. RefSeq lists its product as uncharacterized. Bases 1 to 1242 code for a protein of 413 amino acids. The record is from RefSeq and is a predicted model, not a curated record. The transcript has a single exon. NCBI's taxonomy places the organism in Eukaryota, Parabasalia, Trichomonadida, Trichomonadidae.
AUGAGUUAUGAUCAUAAUUAUGAUCAUAUAUUCUUCAGUACACCAACAGAAUUAGACCCUGAUAAGCUUUUUGUUGGUAAAAUAACCGAAACUCGUGAUGUUACAGACCCAUAUAUUGCAUUACAAAAUGAUGUGAAAUCCCAAAUCGAAUCGCUUAAAAACAGCUUAAUAACGGAGUUCAAAAUGUCGGAUGAGCCAACAUACAAUACUUAUCUCAUUAAUUUAUCAAAGGCAAUUUCAGAUUUAUUAGAUCUGAAAAAAAAUGAAGUCUAUGUUCAGUACAAAUCAGAAGAGAUUCUCAGGAACAACGCAUAUCUCAAUAACAGAAUCAAGGACAUGCUUAAUUUAUGCCAAAUACAAUUCAAAUACAACCAAUUAAGGUCUGAACUUGCAGAAGCGUACAAUUACUUUGAUCUUUCACGAGCCAUGUGUCUGAAAUCAGAAAUGGUUAAGAUGCAAAUAGAAAGUAUUAAACUUUCCAAAAAAGAUGAGUUAAUCAAGAAAUUUGAUUCACCACAAGCGAUUUUUAAUGAAGCAAUUGAUAAUCUGUUGAAACAUCCUAACUCUACACUACUUUUCAAUCUUCUUGCUUACACAAAAAAUAAAUCCGCAAUUUCUGACAAAAUUCAAAGAAUUAUCUCUAACAAAGAGGGCAAAAUCGAGUGGAAACCAGAAUACGUGAUUAGUGUUGGUGAAAUACUAACAAUUUUCGAAAGUAUGAGUUCGAUUUUCCCAGAUGCAGUUAAUUCAUUCCAACCUUUAAAGGAAUCACAUUCAACAGUCGUACGAAACCUUAAUAAGUUUAAUUUGAACAAUCUCUUGGCCAUGGAAAAGUCUAAAUACAUGAAAUUAAAAGAAUUUAAUUUAUCUACGAUUCUUUUCAACAAUAGUUUCUUUACACAUGAUGCAAGGGAAGUUUUUAACAAUCUCAAGGAACUAAAAAGGAUGCAAAUGUUUGCUUAUGUCGGAAUUUCAUUUAUUAUUCAGAAAAACUCUGGAAAUGAAUUCAAAGAAGUAAGAGAAGAGCUCAAAAGGAUACUUGGUAAUUACGCGAAGAACCUGGAUCUAAAAGAGAAGUAUGUUGCAGAAUUAUCCCAAUUAUUCCCUCCAGGAACCAUUAACAAUGAAAAUGCACGUAUUACUGCGUCAUACUUAGUCGAUAUAUCAUUGAAACUUCUCGAAAGUAGGGAUUACCAAGUAAAUAAGAAUGAUUUCAAUACAACGGGAAUUCUUUAUUUUUGA